AUGGCCGACUCAGAGGUUGAAGAAAUGUUAUUGGAACUGGAGUCGGAAAUACUUGCAUUAAAGCUGGAUGACAUUGUGAAGUUAGCACAAAAUAUAAAGCUAGACGAAUCUAGUGUUCAAGGUAAGAGUAGAUUUACGAUUCUAAAGGUUAUACGGGAAGCUAUAGAAGAAACAGUUGGAACGCUAACUGAGAAAACAGAAUGUGUGACAUAUAUAGAAAGUAUUAAAGUAUUUCUUGGUCCACCACCGCUCGAAGAGCCGGAUGAUCAAGAGGAGGGCCCCCGGAAAGAAGUAGAAGUUUCAGAAGUGGGACCCCAGGAAAAAUCAGAAGUUGUAGAAUUGGAAGAGAAGAUACAAGAAUUGUUGAGUAAACAAAAAGAAAUCAAACUAAAGGCUCAAGAGAAAAAGGGAACAGGUGUUAGUAAGAAGAGUCCUGUUCAACCAGAAAAUGUUAUAAAAGUACCAUUGGCAAAUCUUGAAAAGAGUCUGCUACCCCGAGAUUUUAAGAUACAAGGUGUAGUCGGGGAACCCGGACAGAAAGAUAAGUUGGGGUAUCAAUCAUUAGUUUCCCAAAUUGAAGCCGGUGUUAGAAAACAAUACUCUGAACUAGAAAUUGUUAAUGCAGUAGUUCGAGCAGUCCAACCAGGACUUCAGUUAAGAAGUUAUUUGGAAAGUGUUACAGACCUAACCUUGCCCAGGCUAAGGAAAAUUAUUCGGUUCCAUUAUCAUGAGAAGAGUGCAACUGAACUCUAUCAAAUGUUAGCCAACAUUACUCAACAACCAAAAGAGGAUCCACAAUCUUUCCUCAUUCGAACUCUGACCAUUCGCCAAAAGAUCAUUUUUGCCUCAAAAGAGUCUGGAAAUAAUAUAACCUAUGAUCAGAGCUCAGUGCAAGGAUUAUUUCUGCAUGCCCUUGAGACAGGGCUUAUUGAUGAGACAAUCCGAGCAAAGAUGAGACCAACCCUCCAGAAUCCUCUGGUCACCGAUGAAGAUUUGAUUGAAGCCAUGAACAUGGCUAUGUCCGCAGAAACCGAGAGAGUAAACAAAUUCAGUUUUUCGGGCAGAAAGUCAGCAAGCAUAUCAACAGUGGAGAUGACAUCUGAAAAAAACAAGGAAAAGAGAGAGGAGGGAAGA
Paramuricea clavata is the source of this 1134-nucleotide messenger RNA. The record is from the annotation of a GenBank genome assembly. NCBI's taxonomy places the organism in Eukaryota, Metazoa, Cnidaria, Anthozoa, Malacalcyonacea, Plexauridae.